Messenger RNA from Symsagittifera roscoffensis, 2118 nucleotides. Its product is annotated as rhodopsin-like. The transcript has 7 exons. Bases 806 to 2020 code for a protein of 404 amino acids. Lineage: Eukaryota; Metazoa; Xenacoelomorpha; Acoela; Convolutidae. Gene Ontology annotation, molecular function: G protein-coupled photoreceptor activity. The record is from RefSeq and is a predicted model, not a curated record. Gene Ontology annotation, cellular component: plasma membrane. Gene Ontology annotation, biological process: G protein-coupled receptor signaling pathway; cellular response to light stimulus; phototransduction.
UUUGAUUGGCCGUUAUAAGCAGCUGAAGAUAGCAUGUAUUUAUGUCUUAUUGAUUCGUAAAUUCCUUCUUUAUAUUUGCUUUAGGCGUUUUGUUGUUAAAUUUUGAUCAAUGAUCAAAUCUGGCCUUUAUUUGACCAGAAGUAAAUUUAAAAUUGAUUAUUUUCUAAUCCGCCGUGGAUACACAGCUUUUACACUCCUUUCCGCGAUUUAAUUUUUACCAGGAUUUAAUCUGAGUUUUGUAAAUUAAUCCUUUCUCCAAGGCUUUCAAAAUCUUCAAGGUUUGGUUUAAUAUAUUGGUUAUUCACAGUUUUAAACAUUUUGUAUUAUUGUUCAUAGCGUAUUUUUAUUGACAUCCAGACAUUUUUAUUGUUUUUUUUUGCUUUGAAAUUCAUAAUUCUUAUUUACAAAAAUUUUAUAACCGAUUUUUUUUUACCUGGUUCACUUUUCUAUCUUUACUUGACAAAGGCUUACUUUUCUAUCUUAAUCUUUGUUCACCUGAAUUCUAAUUAUUUUGCCCAGUUAAUCUCUUCAAAGAGCCUUCGACAAUUUUUUAAUUACUACUUCCUUGUACUUUUUCCGGUUUCAUAAAUUUUUUUUUCAAUUUUGGUAAUUCAGUCACAUUCACCAAGUCGCAAUUAGUGUAUAUGUAACCAUAAACGGAAAAUUGUAAAAAUGUAGCGACCUUGUAGCUAGAAAAACAAGAUAAAUUGAUUGAUACAUUUAGUCUUUCGCUUUCCCAUAAUUCUACGUGACACAAUUCGUCUGCUCUCAGAUUUUUUUUAUUUUUCUCUGAAAUCCUGAUUCAAUGUCAUUGACAACCGCUACCAUCAAUAGCAUCAAUAGCAUCGGUAGCAUUGAUAGCAUGUCAGUUGACAAUUUCACGUUCUGUGAAAAUUUGUUGGCUUCGAGAAUUGAGAAAGAUUUCAAAUGGAGUGAAGCGGAUGGAAAUUGGGAGGAAGUUUUUUACGCGCCCAUUCCCGACUUUGUACACUACAUGUGCGCGUGUAUUCUGGUCUGUCUUUUGGUUCCUGGAAUUCUCGGAAACUCGGCAGCCAUCGCCAUCUUUAUUCAGACGAGGUCUCUGAGGACACCGCAGAACAUGUUGCUGUUGAACCUGGCGGUGAUCGACCUCAUCAUGGUCCUCUCCUGUCAGCCAGUGGCACUCGUGUCCAGCAUCACACGCGGCUGGUACUUCGGAACCAUAGGAUGCACCAUAUCAGGAUGUUUCGCCACUUUCGGUGGCCUUGGAUCCAUUUGUUCUAUGGCCAUUAUAGCCUAUGACCGCUACGUCAUGGUCUGUUUCCCACUAGACGUGCGUCGCAUUGCCACCAAGCGACGCUCCAUUCGCAUGAUCGUGUUCGUCUGGCUGUAUGCUUCUAUGUUUGCAGUUCUACCACUGUUCGGCUACGGGGGCUUCGCUUUGAACGGAUUCAAGACGAGCUGUACUUUCGACUACAUGAGUCGAGACCUGAACAAGAGGACGUUUCUGGUGUUCAUGUAUUUGAUGGGCUUCGUCUGUCCUCUCAUCAUCACCAUCUUCUGCUACUGGAGUCUGUUUGACUACGCCAGGAACUGUGUCGUUCCGGGAGACGACGCCUCCCGCAUCCGACACCAGCAACAGCGUGAAAUCAGCCUGGCUAAGGUGUCCAUUCUAAGUGUGGGUCUGUUUCUGCUGGCCUGGAUGCCCUACGCGCUAGUGGCCCUGAUUGGCCACUUCUGGGGUCCAAGACAUCUCAACCCAUAUGCAUCCACCAUCCCCGCACUGUUCGCCAAGAGCCAGUGUAUCUACAACACAUUCGUGUAUGGCUGUGGACAUUCCAGCUACAGAAUUGAGUACCUGCGACGUCUACUGGGCAGACAGCCGAAAGACAUCUGUGGGGAAACUGGGACUCGGAGAAACACAGUGAUAUCAUUGAACAAGAGCAGCAGAGGUGGAAAUCGUUCCUCAGUUUCGUACGGCGACAGUAUUGCAGAACGAAAAGGUUCACAUUUGGACCGUAAAAUGGUCACGAAUGUGUGAAUAUCGGCCUCAAUAGCUGAAGAAUUUAUAUAUCGACACAAAUACUGAAUAGUGUGUGUGUACACGAAAAAGUGCUCAAAUACAUAUUAUUUUGAUAA